AUGGACGAGGUAUUACCGACGCCUCCAGCAUCGCCCUUGUCUGGCCCACACUCUGAAUCACACUCUGAAUCUGACCUCAUUCGCGCGAUCGACGACCUGCUCGAGCGAUAUCUCGGCCUACUCGAUCAACAGCAGAAGCUCCAGGAAGCUAUAGGCAAGCAGUUUGCGAAUGGCUUCUUCUCUCUCGCGCGGGCCAACCACUCCUGCCCUCCUGGCCGGCGGUAUGGAGAGGACUACUACGAUGAGAGAAUGAAAGCGACCAAACAUGUAGAAAUUACGAUGAACGAGGCUGUACGGUCGAAGUCUGCUGCCUCCCUGGUAGAUCUAUCGAGCCCCGCGUUCAAGAUAGAAACUAUUGAAAUCAAGCAUGACCCUACCACGGACGACAACAAAGGUGCCCCUGGCAACGAGGCAGAGCCGUCAGGGACAAAGGCGAAGACAAAGACCAAAUCCUCCAACCCGCUGCACUGGUUCGGUAUUCUGGUCCCUCCUCCGCUCAGGAACGCACAGGAGUCGUUUUCCGGCGCUGUGGCUGGCCCGAUCCCAGCACUAGCGGGCGUUGUAAGCGAGAUGCGGGAGGUUGAGCGGAAAGUAGAAGGUCUAAGAGAGCUACUCGGCGGCACUUGGGAGACGGUACGAUCAGUUGAUUUGGAAAUGUAA
Molecule: messenger RNA, 660 nt
Organism: Arthroderma uncinatum
Lineage: Eukaryota; Fungi; Ascomycota; Eurotiomycetes; Onygenales; Arthrodermataceae
Exons: 4
Coding region: 1-660 (219 amino acids)
Biological process (GO): vacuolar proton-transporting V-type ATPase complex assembly
Cellular component (GO): extrinsic component of endoplasmic reticulum membrane; Vma12-Vma22 assembly complex
Source: RefSeq, a predicted model, not a curated record